AUGAAUAGAGAGCAAUUUUUACUAGAUCGCAAAAAAGGAAUAGGAGGCUCGGAUGUAGCCUCUAUUCUUGGAGUAUCACCAUUUAGAACAGCUUUAGAAGUUUAUUACGAUAAAACUAGCCCAGAGCUUUACCUUGAUGAGCCAACUGAAGAUAUGCAACGUGGCGUACGAGUUGAGAAAUACAUACUUCAAGAAUAUUCAGAGCGAUCAGAAGUCCAGCUUAACACUAAUAUUCCUACUAUUGUUGAUAAUCAGUAUUCAUUUAUGCGGGCCAAUAUUGACGCUAAAGUUAUUGGUCAGAACGUAAUUGUAGAAGCAAAGUCAACGAAGGCUCCAAUUUCUUCAUGGGAGAGCGGAAUACCAGAAUAUUACAAAGCGCAAGUAGCCUAUUAUGCCAUGCUUACAGAUGCUGAAUAUGUUGAGCCAACAAGCCCAGAGGAAUUAAUGGCAGCUUAUCCAAAGCUAGAGGAAAAGAUUAUUGAAGCGGAUAAUGAUAUUCGUGAAAAAGUCUACCUACUGCAAGAAGCCCAAGCACAGCGUAAAAAACUAGAAGAGCAAGAAAAGCAGCUUAAAACGCAAAUACAGGGGUAUAUGGGCGAUGCUGGGCUGCUUGACGCUGGUUUUUGCAAAGUAGCACUUAAAGAAAUUAAGUCUACAAGGUUCAAUGCAAAUGCUUUUAAGGAAAAGUACAUGGAGCUUUAUCAGCAAUACCUAAAUGACAGCAGUUACAGAAAAUUACAAUUUAUCGGAGGUUAA
Molecule: messenger RNA, 756 nt
Organism: Stylophora pistillata
Lineage: Eukaryota; Metazoa; Cnidaria; Anthozoa; Scleractinia; Pocilloporidae
Source: RefSeq, a predicted model, not a curated record